CUCUUGCUUGUCAAAAAAUUGCUCAAUAUUACUUUCGUGGCAAACAUACGAUACGUUGUUUAUUUACGAGACAGAAUUUUUGUUCGUUGAUUUUUUUCGAUUUGAUUUUUUGAAUUUUUUCGACUGUUUUUUUUUGGUUUUUUGGUUUUGAUUUUUUCUUGUAACCAAAAUGAGUGUCGAAAUACCUGAAAUAAAAUGUCUAAUAAAUUUAGAAAAUUUAUCAUCAAAUGGAUCAUUAUUAAAUAAAUCAACAAUAACAAAUGGUCGAUUAUGUUUAUGUCGUAAUAAUUGUGGUGAUUGUGUUCUAUUAGUUUGUAAUGAUAAAACAAAAGAAACAAAACGUUUUACAAUGGCUAAAAAUAAAGGAAAUUAUCGUUUGAAUACACGAUUUGUAAACGAAGGAAAAUGUUCAAUUCUGCUCAAUGAUUAUAAUAUUCGUCUUUUCAUAUCGAAUUGUCCAUCAAAUGAUUUAUCAUUAUUUUUAAAAGGAUUUUGUUUAAAAUGUAGUAAUAAUGAUCAAUUAACCAACACUACCACCAAUAGUAAAUGUCAACUAUUCAAUUCGAAUCCAAAUAUAGCUAAUCUUCGAUUAAAUAAAUCAAGAAAUUCAAAUAUUGAAAAAAUAAGUCCAUUAACUGGUAAUGAUUUUAUUAAAGCUAUAUCAUUUCGUGAUCGUACCAAUCUACAACAAUCGAAUUGUAAUAAUAAUAAUAAUAAGAGAAUGGAAAAAAAUCAACAAGUUACUUCACCAUUAGCAGCUAAAAAUGGUAAUUUUUCAAAACGAAAACUUGAUACAAUUUUGGAACAAAUUUCUGAAUCUAGUCCAAAAACUAAACGUAAAAUGUUAUCAUCAAUUAUACCAUCACCAAUUCGUGCAUUAAAAGUUUUAAAUGCAACCAAUCUAACUGAUGAUCAAUCAAAAGUUGUUAGUGCUGUUUUACAUGGACAAAGUGUUUUUUUUACUGGUAGUGCUGGUACAGGAAAAUCUUAUCUACUCAAAUUUAUAAUUAGUCGUCUUCCACCGGAUUCAACUUUUGUUACAGCUAGCACAGGAAUUGCUGCAUGUCAAAUCAAUGGUAUUACAUUGCAUUUAUUUUCCGGUAUUCCUGUUAGUUGGUUAGAAAUGCAACAAAUCGAUUCGAUGCAACGAAAACUAACACCACAAGAAAUUGUUUUACGUUUAUGUAAAAAUGAACUUAAAUUACAACGUUGGAAAAAUUGUAAAUGUUUAAUUAUUGAUGAAAUAUCAAUGGUACCGGGUGAUUAUUUUGAAACACUUGAUAAAGUAGCACGAAUUAUACGAAAACGAAAUUCUCCAUUCGGUGGUAUACAAUUGGUUGUUUGUGGUGAUUUUCUACAAUUACCACCAAUUUCUAGAAGAUCACAAGAAAAAAAACAACAUGCAUUUCAAUGUAAAGCAUGGAAAGAUUGUAUAAAAUAUUAUUUUGAAUUAAGAAAAAUUCAACGACAAACAGAUAAAAUAUUUAUUAACAUUUUACAAAUGAUACGUGUUGGUAAAAUGAAUAAUUUAGUUCGUGAAACAUUACUUAAAACAACUGAAAAUGAUUUAAGAAAAAAUAAUUCAAUACCAACACAAUUAUUUCCAUUACGUCAAGAUGUUGAUACAGUGAAUACAAAUCAAUUAUUAAAAAUUCAAACAAAAUCACAAUAUUUUUUGGCUGAAGAUAGUAAUGGUAUUUAUAGUGAAAUACUUGAUUCACUUUGUCCAACACCACGUCGUCUUGAAUUGAAAAUCGGUGCACAAGUUAUGUUGAAUAAAAAUUUAGAUUUAAAUCGUGGACUUUGUAAUGGUAUGACCGGUAUUGUUAUUGGUUUUGAAUGUGAAUCAAAUGGAUUAGGUUCUCAACAACAACAACAACAAUUACUUCCAAGAAUACGUUUUAUUAAUGGUAUUGAAACAAUAAUCGAUUAUGAUAAAUGGUCAUUUCGUUUACAAGAUAAUUUUACUGUUUAUCGAAAACAUUUACCAUUACAAUUAGCAUGGGCAUUAUCCGUACAUAAAUCACAAGGUAUGACUAUAACGAAUGGUGUUGAAAUAUCAUUGGCAAAAAUUUUUGAAUCAGGUCAAGCAUAUGUCGCAUUAUCUCGUUCUACAUCAUUAGAUAAUAUUAAAAUACUUAAUUUUAAUAUUGACAAUAUAAUUAUUGACCAUGAUGCAUUGGAAUUUUAUAAACAAUUAAAAUAUGUAGUUUAAUUAAUGAUUUUUUAAUUAAAUUUUUAUUUUUG
Molecule: messenger RNA, 2247 nt
Organism: Dermatophagoides pteronyssinus (European house dust mite)
Lineage: Eukaryota; Metazoa; Arthropoda; Arachnida; Sarcoptiformes; Pyroglyphidae
Product: ATP-dependent DNA helicase PIF1-like
Biological process (GO): DNA repair; telomere maintenance
Molecular function (GO): ATP hydrolysis activity; DNA helicase activity
Source: RefSeq, a predicted model, not a curated record